Molecule: messenger RNA, 9275 nt
Organism: Ahaetulla prasina
Lineage: Eukaryota; Metazoa; Chordata; Lepidosauria; Squamata; Colubridae
Gene: ARMH4
Product: armadillo like helical domain containing 4
Exons: 11
Coding region: 463-2781 (772 amino acids)
Source: RefSeq, a predicted model, not a curated record
GUUCUCCAAACUGCUCAAAAUUUCCGCUACCAGUUCUUCAGAACCUAUCAGAACCUGCUGGAUUUCACCCUGGAUCUGGGGGCAUGUUGUGUGCUGAUUGCUGAGAGGAGAAGGCAAGAAAGACAAAGAUCUCAAGAGAAGAACCUAACAAAAAUUUUUAAAUGAAACAAGAGGCAGUAUAAUAACAUUUUCUCCUGGCCAUGAAGGCAGCAGCAGAGCAGCUGAACGCAGGAUGCUGAAAACCCACAGGAAGCUUUUCCCGGGGACCGUAAAGAUGCUACCCAGCUAAAGAGAUAGCAGUCAUUCAGUGUCUAGAGGUUGUAGGUUGGAAGGGGGGAAAACAGGCUUCAGCUCAACCCUAGCAAGACUAAGUGGCUGCACUGCCCUAAGCAGAACUGAUGUGAAACCUGAUGACUUGCAGCUCCUGUUCAGAGAUCAGAUGUCAGACAAGGCCAGGACCUGAUGACUGAAAUAAUUCUUUCUGCUCACUUCCAUGCAAACUUUUCCUUGAACAUGAGCAGCGUGAGGGGGUAUCACACGUUCCUUGCCUUCUGCCUUAUUCUACUCAACUUUGGCAGCCUGCAAUGCCUUGUUUUAGGACAAGGGGACGAGAGGCAUGAAAAAAAACUGCAUCUGGCAUCACCAGCAGAGAGCAGCUUAGCAGACACAAAUGCAUCAAAUCCAGAGGGUAACUUAAGCUCAUCCAUGAAUAUAGCCAGCGCUUCUGCAUCUGAAAGCCUUUAUGGAGCCUCGGUAGAGCCAUCCAGGAGGUCAUUAAACAGAGCCACAACUGUAAAAACGACCUUACCAACCAUUCUGCAUGUUCACAAUCCCUCGGAGCACUCAGAUAUGGAUGCUUUUGCCAGCACAGGUCUGAAGAUUGCUGCAGAAAGCGAAAGGCAAAUCAGUCUCAAUGGGCCCAAUGAAAAACCGGAUAAAUAUGGGACACAGGAAGCUUUAAUUGCCACUGUUGUGACCAUUCCAGAUCUUCUUGUUGAAAAUGAUACACUUAGCUCUGCAAAAGAAACAGUGGAGGGAGGUGGGGGAGAAGGAAAACUUGAUGGAGAUCAGUUUACACCGGGCAGUCUGGAGGAAGGUGCCCAUGUUGACCCUUCAGACAAUCCCCAGGUAACUAUCCCCAAAGUAAUAAUUAGCUUUCCUGCUACAACAACAUCAAGCAACCUCUUCAAGAAUCCAUUUCUUCCAACGAGCCCACCAGUUGAUUUGACAAAAGGAUCUGAUGGAAAUAGCUUCCCAACGAUCUGGAUGGGCACAGAUGCUGCUACAGAGCCCAGGUUAUUGCCUGCAGAUGCCUCCUUAAAUUUGGAAGGGGAAAUCUCAGAGAACCAAGGGCCCUUGAAAGGCAUCUUAAGCACUACCAUGAUGGCCACUGCAGGCUUGCUGCUAAGUGAUGAGUGGGAUGAUACCAAAUUAGAGCCUUCCAGCCAGGCGAAAGCUAUGCAUCCUCUGAAGAUAAACCAACCUCAGAUAGCGCAACCAACAGGACAGGAGGACGAUGAUGUGAAAAAGGACCCGUCACUGAGAUUAUUGGUAACCACAGCAAAAGGAAGCAAAGAUAAUCAGAAUGGGUUAGGCCAGAUACCCAUGCAGGUAGAGGAAUCAGCCAAUACAAGCUUGAAUCUUGCUCAUACGAUCGAUCCAUCUGAGAAGGUUGGAGCCCAGUCUGAAAGUCCAGGGGAAAACGUAGAUCCAACAGUGAUCAUCAGGUCUAGAUUGUUUCCUGAGACUAUAACUACAACAGAUGCAACCAAAUCAGAUGUCUUCCAAACCUUAAGACACCAGUUAAGAGCUCAAGAUGGCAUACAUAACGCCACAGCCUCAACAAUAACCCUGUCAGGAACAGCCACAGCCUUCCUUGGUGCUGCUACUGUGCCAUCAUCACUUGGCCUGCCUGCCCAGAAGAUGACAGAAUCACAAAAUGUGAUGGAGAAAGAAAUGGAGUUGGCAACUCAGAUAUCAACAGUUUCCAGCACCGCCCAACCCUUGAGAAUAUUAGAAACAGUUGUUCCUACAGGGUCUCCUCCUCCUACUCAUCUCCCAGUGAAAAUGAUGGAAGCUAAAGAACCUGUCACCCUCCUAGAGAAUAAAGAGAUCAUUUCUGUUGCCUAUAUUCCUGCAAAAAUGGCUGAUCUGAGGGUGCCAACUGAAAUGACUCUGCCUUCUUUAGCAUCUUCUACAAGGCAAACCACAGUUCUAGCUGCCCACCGAAUUACCACAGCUUCAACUUAUGGGCUGGAGAGGCUGGAAUCAGAAGAGGAAGAGGAGGAGGAAGAAGAAGAGGAGGAUGAAGAAGAAGAAGAGGAAGAAGAGGAUAUGGAUGAGGAUGAAGAAGAUAAUGACGACGACAGAGAACCCAGUUUAAUAGAUGAAAACUUAGAUGAUGCUGACCUCUCCAGUUUUACCGUUCCUGGGGAAACCUCACAGGAACCUUUGGAAGGUCUGGAAAGCCCUGCAGGAGAGCUCUCAGGAAUAUCCUAUCAUGUACCAAACGCAAUUGAAUGGGAGCAGCAGAAUCAAGGGCUCGUGAGAAGCUGGAUGGAAAAACUGAAAGACAAGGCAGGAUACAUGUCUGGGAUGCUGGUCCCAGUGGGUGUAGGCAUUGCUGGAGCCCUUUUCAUCCUGGGAGCACUUUAUAGCAUCAAGAUCAUGAACCGCCGUCGCAGAAAUGGCUUUAAAAGACAUAAGCGAAAGCAGAGAGAAUUCAACAGCAUGCAAGACCGGGUGAUGCUUUUAGCAGACAGCUCUGAAGAUGAAUUUUGAAUCGGGCUGCAAAGCUACAUCAUGUUCUCCAGUGACUUACUUUGUUUGCAAAGAGAGGUUUGCAAGUAAAAAACAAAAAAAGUCUUUCUGCUGCAUCCCAGCGGCCUGCCCCUGUUGUGCGUUCACAUGGCAGUGUUGCUUUACACAACCAGUCCCCAAAAGGAGAAACACACACACAGCCAAACACAUCCCACUCACUGCAUGUUGCAGCCUUUUUAAAAAAAACACCAUGCAUUUGUGCAACUUCAUUUCCAUUGCACUGCAUGUUCUUAAGGAUGAAACUUAACAAUGACUCCACUAAGAGUGGGGGACAAGACAGGCUGAAUGACAAUAACGAUCCUAAGGUUUUAGUUUUCAUUUUGAUGCUAGCAAUCAAAAUGUCACCCUUUCCCAUAUUGUCUUGGGGAGGAUGAUUUUUUUUAACCCAGAUAAUGCCUGUCAAUCUCCCACUUAAGAUGCCUCUUCUAAGAUGUGGGAUUUCCUGAGCUAAAGUUCAUGGUUUUGAAAAUAAUUGGCUCUGUUUAAUUAACAAAGGGGUCAUAUAGAAGCAGUCCACCUCAUAAACAGGAUAGUAACUAUGUAGGUAGAAUACAAUGAACAAGCACGUAAUGUAUAUAUAGUGUAUUAUGCUUAGGGCCAAACUAGAUAGUCACAUACCCAAGAGACAUGUGCUUUGAUUUGUUCAUUGUGAAACAAAUGGGAGUGGAAGAAUGGUAGGGAGAGUGCUUUCAUCAGCUCAGUGGGGGACCCAUAAAGAUCAAAGUACUAAGCAAAUUGUCACAUAUGCAUGGCAUACUUCACAUGACUAUUUACUCAGCUCCCACAGCUAAAAAACCUCUCUACUGUCUGCAGUGUUCCCAAAGUGAUAUGGAAGUGGUCCGUGUACAUUUGAUCUGUGAGAGAUCAUUACUUGGUGCUGUAGUCAUCAAAUGAUGGCAAUGAACCAGUGGUAAAUGCAGUGAUAGUGGUGCCCAAAUUCCUGACACCUUGAGGCAAAGCACUUUUUGAUCUGGAUUAAAGUUUAGAGUACACUUUUUUUUGUGGUGCGCCAAGAGCUUGGGGCAUGUUCCUUUGCAGCUACUUGGGUAUUGAGCAAAGUUAUCAGCCCUAUUUAUUUAUUUGGAAAAUUUAUAUAGCUGUGUAGAGUCACCUGUGAGUGAGUAGGCAGCAAUAUAAAAUUUAUAAAUAAAUAAAUAAAAUAGGAUUGACAGUUCCGUAUACAUCUUUGCGUCCAUAAAGCACCCCGCCACAUUUCACUUCCUUUUAAUUUAGUGCUUCUAGUGAAAGCUGGCAUGGAACCACCCUCUAAGAUUCUAUUUUUUUACAAAAAUAUCUCUAGAUUCAAUAGACAUUUCAUUUCUCUUCUUGGAAAAUAAACAUGGUGGCCACAUCCUCAUUGGCCAUGUCCACAGCAGAAACUGUUUUGAAAACAGAUGAGCAUCUAGCAGUGAUUUCAAGGGAGCUCCCGCCAAGAUGUUCAAAAUUCCAAAUAUGCAAAGAAGUCAACGCAUUGCCUAACCCAGUCUGAUUUACUGGAUUCUCUCCAAUUGAGUUGGACAAUCAUUCCCAUUCUUCCCAGUCAACAGGGAAGAUAGGAAUAUUUUUAUACAAUCUGGAGAAAGUUAGAGGUGGGGAAAGUGGGUCUAAUUAAUUGUUCAACUUCCUUGGGAAUAAAAAUGUGCUCCUGACUUUGAGCUUUUCCCACACCAGUUAACUAAACUAGUAAGAGCUCUUGUCUUGCUUUCCAUAAAAAGACAUGAGAUGUGUAUUAAGCUGGACCUUUGCUUACUUCUCCCAAUUAUAUCAAGGUUGACUCAGCCUUCCAUCCUUCCGAGGUCGGUAAAAUGAGGACCCAGACUGUUGGGGGCAACAUGCUGACUCUGUAAACUGCUUAGAGAGGGCUAUAAAGCACUGUGAAGUGGUAUAUAAGUCUAAGUGCUGUUGCUAUUGCUAUUAUCCACCCUGAGCCACUAGAACUGUUAGGGGUUUCAGGAAGAGGUCACACCAAUAUUGGCUAAAGCCAGAAAUUGGGAAUUUCUGCGUACCAAACAAAUAAUCUGCUGUGUUCUGGCCUUUUCUUUUUUUCAAAAGAGAUAGAGAGGAUGAAAUGAAAGCUAUAACAAGAAAUCUUUAGCUUUAUUAACAAUUAAGCAAUUACUGUUUCUGAUAUAGUAGAGUUUAUUUUUUACCAAAAUGCUUUGCCUCUUUGGCUCACAUGUUUUGGGAAUCAUUGUCUCAUCAGUUUACCUGAUGGAAGUAUGUGUAAAUAUAUCCUCUGUGUAGGGCUUCAAUUUGAUCUUCCAAAACAUUUUGGAGGAUUUUUUUUUUAAUGACCCUCCUUAGGGUUAUGUGAAGGUGAGAAAAAAGGAGGACAGUUCUGGUCAAUAACUUCAGAGUAGCGGUACACCAUGAAGUAAAUCAUAGGUAAGCAGGAAAGAAGUGCGAAAGCAGUUGAAAUGUCUCUAGUUUCAGGCUUCUAGUCCAUAGAGAGCAAUUUGUUAUCUUAAGGAUAUUAAGCACUAUUUUUGUAUAACACACACACACACACACACACACACCCCUUACAUAAACAAGCAAUGUCUUAGUAAGAGUGGCUUCCUAGCAUAGCUUCCCAAGAUUGUAGACAAGGGGGGCCAAGAUUUCCAGCCAAUUGUAACCAAAGCAAUAUGGUGCAAGGACAGCAAACUGGGACCAUAGAUGGCCAAGCCAGAAGCUUCCAAGACCGAUGACUUCCAACAACUACUAGAAUGUGAUGUGUAGCACAUAAUACGUUGGGGUGCCUUUUUUGAUCUGGCAAGGGCUGAAGGCCAUGCGUGCAUCCAGCGAUAGUGUGAAGUUGAGAUGGUAGAGGUGAAAAAGAUGGUUCGGAAGCAACAGAAUGGACUUGAGCUGCUCUAGACUAAAAAUGAAAGAUCAUAUUUUGGAUGCACCCUCAACCAUAAAUUGGCUGAAUAAAAACUUUUUAUCCCCGAUAUGUCAAGGUACCUUUUCCCAAAAAUGAAUAAAUAAAAUAAAAUAGAGAUGCUCUUUCCUUCCUCCUCUCCAUGCCUGCCAGUUCAGCGGUAUGGAAUAGCAAAGCCCUAAUGUAGGUUCUCCUCCCACCCAGUGGCUCACUACAACACAUUCAAAGCAGCCAGUCCAAGCAGAGCAGUCCUUCUGUCCCUUGCAAUUUCUCCAAUGGCUCUUUUUGUUGGAUCAGAUAUGGCAGGCCCCCCCACCCCCGAUAUGGCAGGCCAGAGCUUGGGACUGAUCCCUCUCUUCCUGAUUCACUCCCAGAAUGGGACAGAAUGACUCAAAAUUCAUGGCUUUCCAAUAGGAACGGGAGGGAUAUUUGAUGCCAAGCGUAAGAGUUUGGAUGUUUCCUUCUUAGGACUUUAACUAGACUCAAGGGUAGGCGGAGUUCUAGUUAAGGCAGGGAUAGAAACUGACCCCCAUUGCAUGCCUGGUAAUUCCUCUUCAGUCUCCCUGCAUCUCACAACACAAGAAGCCGGCUAAAACUGGAAUUGCUUUUGAAUUGGGAAAGAUACCUCUACAGAUUUCAGGGCUAGAAGAGAAAUAUUUUGAGUUGUCUUGUUAGCAAUCUAACUUGUGUAGAACUGGAUUCUAAAAAAAAGCAACUAGGAAGAGGAAUACAGUAGAAAGUAGAUAAAGGGUAGCGCUUGAGCAGGGGUGGAUCUCAGGACUCCUGGUCCUGUUGUCUAGCUAUAGACCAGCCUUCCACAACUUGGAACCCUCUGGAUAUGUUAAGUGUGUUGGUUAGGAUGCGGAGUGGUUGUCCAAAAUCCGAGCUGUCCAGUGGAAGCUAUAGUGAUGAUGUCAUGAUAUGCCUAAACAUAUUGGAGUGUACCAGGUUGGGGAAUGCCACUUAGGGCCUUUGGUAAGUCACUUUGGUCAACCCAAUCGUCAUCUUUUGGGUAGGAAUAAGAGACCUACCUCACAGGGUUGUUGUGAGGGCAAGCCAAUAAAGUUUUGAAGCACUUGGCCAUUAAACGUGUCCUGUCAGAAAUAUGUGCACAUAAAGAAAACAAAACAGUGUUGCUUGUUAAAAUAUAUAUAUAUAACAAGGAAGUUUGGCUUAAGAAACACAAUUGUAGCCUAUCCAGCAUCAAUGUGGGCAUAAAUGAUUAGCAGCAGAUAAAAAAUGUUGGAAAGAAAAAAAUGGGCUCUUUUUCCUGGGGACAUUUGAUUUCUCUUGGCCUUGUCUGAGGAACACACUAAUGAGCAAGUGAUUAGUUCUGGGUGAUGAUUUCCUGAUUUUCUGCACUUUGGCUCUGCACUUUGGCUUGCUAAGAAGUUCUCCUAAUUGGAAGAAGGGACUUCUGGAAAUACCUUUGUUUUUAAUGACCAAAAAAGAAUCAAGUUCCCUCCUGGCUACUCUUAAAACCUUGUGGCGCCAUUUUUCGGUCCCUCUGGAUGAUGGACAUAUUGGAGGCUGCUGCCAUCCCGACAGAGUCAAAGGCUUUCGUAAUGACAACAGCUGGGCUUGUUGGGAGAAGAGGCAAUCCUGAGGGACCCAAAUUUGUUUUUGCUAGAGGUGGCUGGCAGACCAAAGCUGAAAGCAGCAAGGAAAAGUGUUCAUCGUGGUUCAGAGAGCAAGAAGUAAAAGAUAAGUGAGGGAAGUUUUCAAAUGCAAGGAAUGUUUGUUUAAGGAAAGCUGUGCUUAAACAUGUGCAGCAUAAAAUGUACCUUUAAAUUUCAUAUUUUGGCAGGGUGCAUAUAAAGUGAUUAGGGUUGCAGCAGCAGGAAGCGAGGAAUGCCUAAAAAUCUAAUCUGAAAUCGCUGCCUGCUAUGAAUACAGUGUAUUGUAAUUUAAGAGUUAAGCUGUAAGAUUCUUGGUGCUGUAAUCUUUGUUAUUUUCUUACACGCAUUUCAUUACCUGACUAGGUAACAUUGUCAGUGCUAGUGAGUUUGGGGUUUGCUCUUCAUUUCUGUACAGUAGCUUGUCCUGCUAGUGCUGGUGGGGGUCUACUUGGAAGUUCUUUGAAUAGGAUAUUAUUCUAUUUCUGCGUAAUACCUUAGGAAAGCCUAACAAUGGUAUAUCCUAGCAAUACUGUAAAUAGAGGAAUUACUAAGGAGAAAAUAAUUAGACAAACAAGCAUAAAACAAUACUUUAAUCAAGGAACUACCAAGGAGAAAACCACACCCCCACCAAUACUGGCAGGACAAGUUAUAGUAUAAAAACAGGGAGUGAACCAGGGGUGAAAUGCUACCCGUUCGCACUGGUUUGGGCGAACCAGUAGCAGCGGUGGCGUGUGGUUCAGAGAACUGGUAGCUGCGGCAGCACGAGGCUCCACCCACCCUCCUGGAUGUCAUUACUUCCUGGUUUGAACCAGGAAGUAACCUGGUUCUGCACAUGCGCAGAAGGCUUUGCACAUAUGCAGAAAGCCCAAAAUCAUGUACAGAGCGCACACUUCCAAACCAGUAGGGAAGGUAAGUAGACUUCACCCCUGGAGUGAACCCCAUACUCACUAACACUGAUGAUGUUAACUAAUUGGGUAAUGAGACAUUUGCAAGCAAACAACCAAGCUCAGAGAGCGCUAAGGAUUCCCAUUGCUGCUUAUAUAAUUAGGAGUUGCUUUUUGGCACUGAUGAUUCUUUCCAACACAGAAAAAUGUUUCUCAAACUUAGCAACUUUAAGAUAUGUGGACUUUAACUCCCAGAAUUCCCCAGUCAGAAUUCUGAGAUUUGAAAUCCACGUGUUUUAAAGUUGCCAAGUUUGAAAAAUACUGGGUUAGAAAGAAAACAAGGAAAACAAUUGUUUAGCAAUUGAAGAAAAAGUUAAACUCACUUUUUUGCUCCCAUCUCUAAUUACCAUCCUUCCACUUUCCAACAGCUGCUACUUACAUUUGCAAAAAGGGUGCUUUUAAAUGCAAGAAGUCAAACUUUGCUUUCAAUUUUCUUCUUGAACCUGGCAUUUGUACUCAGUGACAUACAAUGGCCACAAUUUCUUAGGAAAAAAAUAAAUAAAGGACAAGCCUGAAAAAGGGAAAAAUUUGAAAGAGGUUCAUAAAGAUAGCAAAAAUUGUUUAUAAUCUUACUUCACAAUAGAAAAUUCAAGAGCAAAGCCAAGAAAAUAAAUAAAUAAAUCUAAAGGAUAGCUUUCUGAACUGAAGAACUGUCCUUUAUAAUAAAAGGACGUAUGAUAACUGUAGCUGAUGCAUUGCGUUAGAGGUCCAUGAUUCUAUACGAGUUACGAAAUCCUGCUUUAAUUUAAUCUGGAAAAGGGAAGCCAAACCAACCGAGUAGGACAAAGGAGGAUAUUAUCUAACAUGAAGCUGUUGGCUGUCUCGGACUUUAAGUGGAAUAACAUUUUCAACCUGUCUUUAGUCCAAGAAAUUCUGGAAACGAAUGCAGAAUUGGUCCAUCUGAAAAACCACAUUGAUUGCAAACCUGUCAAGUAGACGUAAGAGACUGACUAUCCUGGGAGUAUCCAGUGUUUCCUGUGGCUCAUUGAAGAUUUCACUCUUUUAUUCCCAAUCCUCAUACAUUAAUAA